ACAUGGAGAUUGUUCUUGACACAGCAUAUGGUCCAUCUUCAGGAUACAUACAGUACUGUAAUAUACGCAUCAUUGUCUAGAGAGAGCAGUGGAUGCGAGCUUCCUAUUCCAUUAUAUUAUGUACCUUAACAAAUAGUUAUCAGAAAUUGAAUAGCCUAACGGAAUAGCCUAACGGACUAGCAAAGAUGUUGACCACAACGUUGACAACAAAUUUUACAUUGGCACUUUAUAAGGGUCAUCCAUAUUUAUAUCCUAUAAUGUGUGGGGUUAAAUAUUGUGGUUCGCAGCUUGACUUCCAGACAAUCGAGACUGGGUUACUUGAGAGUCAGGUACAGUAGGCCUACAUGCAAUAUUGACAUUUCUCCUAUCAGACCACUACGUCAUCUAGAAAAGGCUGAUAGGGUAUAUAUUUGUGAAGUCGCGCGUGAUUCCUGUCAGUGGCGACCUGUGCAACAGACAGGUGUGAAUUGGCAUCCCCUCAGACUCCGAAUAUUCACAUUUUACAGGAACAUCAGCGCUGUAUAUUAUACAGGAAUUAUCUUGUUGUUUCAUUUGGUACGGCUCUGAAGAACCACUUGACAUGUGUGGAACGAAUGUGGACCUGUCAAACCAUGGGAGCGGGUGUGUCAAUCAGCUUGGUGGGGUGUUUCUGAACGGGAGGCCGCUUCCAGCAUAUAAAAGGAGGAAGAUGAUCGAACUGGCAUCGGAAGGUGUGCGCCCAUGCGAGAUCUCCAGAAUUCUGCAGGUGUCAAAUGGCUGCGUCAGCAAGAUUUUGAGCAGGUACCACAAAACCGGCCUCCUGGACCCGAAGGCGACCGGAGGUAGUAGACCUCGACUCCUCACCCCCGAAGUCAUCUCGAAAAUAAUCGAAUGCAAGACGAAAAACCCAACAAUAUUCGCCUGGGAAAUCAGAAAAAAGCUCGCGGCCGAAAGAAUCUGUAAAUCGGCCAAAGUGCCCAGUGUAUCCUCUGUAAACCGAAUUCUCAGGAAAAUUCAACUCGACUCUGCGAUGUUGAGUGUGGAGAUUUCUGCGCACCACCCCAGAUACCCAGGUCUUCUAGUGGAGACCCCAACGCAGUCAGUAGUGAAGGAGAGGGAGGAGAUGGAGACAGUUGAGGUGAACGAGCUCCAGCCUCCCGGGCCCCAGCAUCGCAACCGCACCACCUUCACCCUGGUGCAGUGCAGAGUGUUAGAGCAAGAAUUCACACAGAGCCACUAUGCAGACAUGUUCACCAGGGAAAAACUGUCAUCUGAGAUCCAACUUCCAGAGGACACCAUCAAGGUGUGGUUCUCAAACAGAAGAGCAAAAUGGAGGAGGGAAGCCAAGUAUAAGAGCAGUGUCCACGGAGCACAUACUUCAUUUCUGAGGAACCAAAAGAACAAAGAUUUCCCUGCAGUGAAUUCGAUGACAACAACCAACUCAAUGACUCAACAGACUCACUGGGGUCAGAGGGAGAGUUUGGGAGUACAGUUUGACACUUCAUGCUCAGAAAUCUCCCAGAGAUAUGGUCCAGCUACUACAAUAGAGAGAGGUAUAGGAGGAACAGAAGUGUUGGGCUAUAGAGGCAUCUCCAUUCCGCUUCCAUCCUCAGCAUCUCAAUACUCAGGCAGCACCACAUUCCCAUUGGUCCAUCCCCAGGACGAGAGGACUCCAUCGGCUCACCAUGCAGAGAGAUUCAUUUUCCCAUUGGCUCAUCAUUACACAGACCUGAGGACAGUCUUCCCAUUGGCUCAUCAGACUGAGAGGAUGGGACAUUCACUGAACUAUCAUUGGGAUGAUGGGUCAGAUUUCCAAUUUUCUCAUCACCAAACAGAUGAAAGGAUUCUAUUGGCUCAUCACAGGGAGAGGACUGGUGGUCCAUUGCUUAUAUGACAGAAUGUCUCUUCCCUUUUCUCGCAUCUGUGAAUGUCAGAGCCAAACAUUCUCACACACACACACACACACACACACACACACACACACACACACACACACACACACACACACACACACACACACACACACACACACACACACACACACACACACACACACACACACACACACACACACACACACACACACACACACACACACACACCUAUGGCUCUGCUGAUUACUACUGGGCAGGGUAUGCAAUAGAGUGGGUACAGAGACAUUCCAAUCGUGACCUAAUGUGUUUAAAAUGACAUUUCUACAGGCUAUUGCAGCAUAUCUCAGUGAAAUGUAUGACUUUUUCUGUUUUGAAAAGUAUUUUCAGUA
Molecule: messenger RNA, 2242 nt
Organism: Oncorhynchus gorbuscha (pink salmon)
Lineage: Eukaryota; Metazoa; Chordata; Actinopteri; Salmoniformes; Salmonidae
Product: paired box protein Pax-4-like
Exons: 11
Coding region: 581-1873 (430 amino acids)
Biological process (GO): anatomical structure development; regulation of transcription by RNA polymerase II
Molecular function (GO): RNA polymerase II cis-regulatory region sequence-specific DNA binding; DNA-binding transcription factor activity, RNA polymerase II-specific
Source: RefSeq, a predicted model, not a curated record